GGAUGCUUGACUUCCCUCCCCUGGGGAAGUUCUGGAAUCCACUCUGGCCUGACCCUCCCAUUAGAAACAGGGGAAAUUCCUUCCCAUGGGGGCGUCUUGCUGAAAACAAAGCUUGGCAUGUUUCUUACUCCUCAUCAAUCUGACAAAAUAGGUAUUUAUUUGUGCCUCUCCAACGGGUGGCUUGGACAUGGUGUUCCACAUCGUGGAUGUGGCUGAGCACCAAGUGAAAUAGCCGUCACUAUAGUAACAGUUCCUUUUUAUUGAUACCAGAAUAAACAGGAAUGCAAAGCUGCCUCACUUGUGGGUACAUUUCAGCUGCUUCCCAUCCCAGGAGUUUAGGAACCGCCCUUUGGAGGCGGCCUUCCUUGCUAGUCUGGGACUUGCCUGGAGUGCACAGCCCCAGUCACACUGCUGUGACUUCCCUUCCAGAGGACCGGGACGAAAGAGAACCUCCAUGUACUCAGAGAUCCAGAGGGAGCGGGCAGACAUCGGGGGCCUCAUGGCCCGGCCAGAGUACGGAGAAUGGAACCCAGAGCUCAUCAAGCCCAAGAAGCUGCUGAACCCAGUGAAAGCCUCCCGGAGUCACCAGGAGCUGCACCGAGAGCUGCUCAUGAACCACAGAAGGGGCCUUGGUGUGGACAGCAAGCCAGAGCUGCAGCGUGUCCUGGAGCACCGUCGCAGGAACCAGCUCAUCAAGAAGAAGAAGGAGGAGCUGGAGGCCAAGCGGCUGCAGUGUCCUUUUGAGCAGGAGCUGCUGAGGCGCCAGCAGAGGCUCAACCAGCUGGAAAAACCCCCAGAAAAGGAAGAGGACCACGCCCCUGAGUUUAUCAAAGUCCGGGAAAAUCUGCGCAGAAUCACUACUCUGACCAGUGAAGAGAGAGCACUGUAGAGCUGGCUGUCUGCUGACCCAAGCCCCUCCUCCACCCUCCAUACCUGGCAGCAUUGGGGGCCAUCUGCGUUGUUCACACCUGCUCCAGUAGAAAUGUAUUUACCCUCCCUGGGAAGCUGGGAAGACCCUCAAGCUCCAGACAGGGAAAGCUGUGGGCCCCUUCUAGAAAUUUCCUUCUGAGCACCCACUCCUCUUGCCCCAAAAGGAAUCCACUGCCAGGAAAGCCUUCUCCAAGGCCCAUUCCUGACUCGGAGCCCUCAAAGGAGAUUUUCCUGACAGAGAAGGAGGGUCAGGAGCCCCUCUGGCCUACCCUGUUCUGCUCCUACCUUCCCACCAGGAACCUCCAAUGCAACAAUUCCACCUGUGGUUGUACCUGAGGACAGGUGUGGGGCAGCUAAGCAAGCAUCAGCGACACUGCCUUGAAAGCCACCGAAGGGAGAAAGGCUAAGCUGUCUGUGCAGAGGUAGGGCAGAGCAGCCCAUAGGAGGCUGCUUCACCAGGCUGAAAGAGUACUAAGGCAGUUUUGUUAGGCUUGCCAGGCUUUGCCCCUGUGCUUGUGCUUUUAUUUCUCCCAUCCACAGUUGUCACUGUCUGGACUGGGUAAACACACCUCACCAGGGCUAUGGUGUUCCUGCUCACAGUUAAAAAGAGUGCUUUAUUGUGCGUAUGAACCAGUAGGGAUUCUGUUAGGACACAGCUUCCUGCUCAAUAGACCUGGGGUAGGAGGUAAGGUUGCACAGCUAACAAGCUUCCAGCGGAGGCCGGGGCUGCUGGCUGAGGGUCACACUUUGAACAUCCAGAGCAUCCAGGUGAAUGUGAAUCAGAAACACAUCUACCUCUCACUGACCUCUGCCCUGGGGGUUCCCAACACCACCUGCAGCCCCAAGGACACUUCAUUCCUUAUCCACCCCACCCCAGGAACUCCUGACCCUGGAGGACCUGCCCAGCAAAUUGUACUGCUUAUGUGAUCGUCCCUGUUUUCACCAGAGUUAUAUGUAAUUGCCAAUCUGCAUUUCUUACUGGUGUGACCACGCCAUUAGGCAAUGCUAGCCAAAAAGAAAAAGAAGAAAUUUUAACUUUUCUAUAGCGUUUUAGAAAGUAAAUAUGCAUGGUUUCCAAUAGGGCUUCUGAAAAUGUAAUCAGUAGUUUGAAAAUCCCACUGCACACCCAUGGACUCGCCUCUUAGUUUCUGAUUUCCAGCCUCUGUCACCUGAGACCUCCCCCCGCCCUUCCAACCUGGACCAGCUCCAGUGAAUCCACCAAUCUUCUUCCUCAAAAAAUCCCUUCCUGUCAAGACUCAAAUAUUUUAACCUUUUGCCCCUAUGCCAUUUUUAGAGAUUUGCAGAAUAAACCAGGCCUGAAUCAUUUCUCCUAAAGAAUAAAAUCCUCACCUCCGGUGAGGAUUGAAGAUGCUGGAGCAGUGCUGGAAUAGCACUUCCUUUCCCUCCCCAGAACUAUGGGAAAAGCUGGCCCUAGGAGGAUCUGAUUCCUGGAAGCACCAGAGGGACCUACAGGAAGACAGGGAUCAUCCUAGUCUCAUACCUGCUCUUACUGGGUGGCUCAAGAGUGAUUGAAAAUGUCCUUUUCCUGUGCAUGGUGCCAGUAUAUCAGUGUAAAUAUAGACGUGCUGCCUGUGUGUAUGUGUAUAAGUCAGGCUCUAAAGGCCCCUGAUGUGACUGUCUUGGUGAGAAUGUGGCAUAGCUAUUUUAAGGAUCUGCCAGGUAAGGAUUAUGCUGAAAAGGCACAAUUCCUAAGUAAAUUCCACCAGCUCCCCAAAGGAGUCUUCCUCAGCGGUCUUGUGCUGUUCAGACUUUGGAAGAGACACGAGACUAUGUCCUGGAUGGAGUAGGACCACACAAGGGAAUGCUUGAGGUUCCCCUCAGUGGUCCCCAGAGGUGCUCCUUGGAGAUGGCAAGUUGUGGAGAUGAAAUCCCAGGCGUAGAAGGGACCUCAAGCAUCAUGUCACCUGGGAGCCAUGCAGACACCAUGUGCACUCCCUAGUGGCCAGCGCAGUGCUAUCUCUCCCACUAGAGAGGCUAUAAAUCCAGAUUCUCUUGUUCCAGCCUCCUUCACAGCUUGGGGUGAGCAUGUGACUGGGCAUGGCCAAUGAAAUGGAAGCAGAAGUCCGCUUAUGCUUUUCUGACAAAAAGAGGCAUGGCUCAUGCUUUCCCCUUACCUCUCUCUUCUUCCUGACUUGAUUAAGAAUAUGAUCCCUAGAACUAUAGCAGCCACUUUGCUACACAAGAAAAAGGCCAAGACAAUCAUAGAGCCCUAUCAUUUGACCAAGCCAAUGCCAGCUGCUGUCCUUCUCCAGAAUUCUUAGUAAAUAAAACUAAAUCCCUGUUUAAGCCAUUGUUAGUCAGUCUCUGUU
Molecule: messenger RNA, 3260 nt
Organism: Castor canadensis (American beaver)
Lineage: Eukaryota; Metazoa; Chordata; Mammalia; Rodentia; Castoridae
Gene: Fam107a
Product: family with sequence similarity 107 member A
Biological process (GO): actin filament polymerization; actin filament bundle assembly; regulation of actin cytoskeleton organization
Cellular component (GO): stress fiber; neuron projection; synapse
Source: RefSeq, a predicted model, not a curated record